Messenger RNA from Sphenostylis stenocarpa, 1233 nucleotides. The record is from the annotation of a GenBank genome assembly. NCBI's taxonomy places the organism in Eukaryota, Viridiplantae, Streptophyta, Magnoliopsida, Fabales, Fabaceae.
AUGAAGGAAAAGGUGGAUUCCCCAGUUACAGUCCUUGAGGACUAUUUCAGGAGCUCAGAUUCAGAAUCAAGUUCUUCCAAAGAGCCUGCAGUGGAUUCUGAAUCUCAAGACCUUUCAAAACCUGCUUCUAGGUGGAAUGCAUUUCUUCAAUUAUUUAGGAGUGGGUCGAAGAAACAGAUGAACACAUUGCACCCUCUCAGUGCCCUCAAGCUCUCCAAAAGAAUGAGCACUAGCAUGAGGGAGACCAUUCUCCCAAGUUGUUUCCUGGAUGCAACUGCAUCCCCUUGCAGGUCACCGUGGAAGAUAUUUACGCAUCACGAGAUUCAGGUUGCGACCAAUUCAUUUAGCCACGAAAAUUUGAUAGGGAAGGGUGGCUAUGCUGAAGUUUACAAAGGGUGUUUGCCAAAUCGUCAGCUAGUGGCAAUUAAACGUUUGACAAGAGGAACAGCUGAUGAAAUCAUAGGGGAUUUCUUAUCAGAACUUGGUGUAAUGGCACACGUAAACCAUCCCAAUACUGCCAAGCUGGUUGGCUAUGGAGUGGAUGGUGGAAUGUAUCUUGUUCUUGAAUUGUCAGAAAAAGGAAGCCUGGCUUCAGUUCUUUAUGGUUCCAAGGAGAAACUAGCAUGGUGUACAAGGCACAAAAUUGCAUUAGGAAUAGCUAAGGGUAUACUCUAUCUUCAUGAGGGUUGUCAAAGAAGAAUUAUCCACAGGGAUAUAAAAGCUGCCAAUAUCUUGCUCACGGAGGACUUUGAGCCUCAGAUUUGUGAUUUCGGGCUAGCAAAAUGGCUGCCAGAAAAUUGGACUCACCACACUGUUUCAAAAUUCGAAGGAACUUUUGGUUACCUAGCACCUGAAUACUUGCUGCAUGGCAUAGUGGAUGAGAAAACGGACAUAUUUGCCUUUGGUGUGUUGCUAUUAGAAUUAGUGAGUGGGCGUCGAGCACUUGAUUAUUCACAGCAAAGCCUUGUGUUGUGGGCAAAACCGUUGCUGAAAAAGAAUGAUAUUGUGGAGCUGAUUGAUCCUUCACUAGCAGGUGACUUCGACUCGAGGCAAAUGAAUCUUAUGCUCUUGGCUGCUUCUCUGUGCAUACAACAGUCCUCGAUUCGUCGCCCCUCUACAAAACAGGUUGUACAGCUUCUGAAUGGCAACCUUAGCUGCUUUAAGGGCAUGAAGAAAACCCGAAUGCCAUUUUUCAGAAGAGUCUUUCGAGAAGAACUCCAUGAUUCUGAAUAG